UAGAUUAUCGGCCACUGAUUUCAGUUUCUCAUUGCUUUAUUGUAUUGGGCAUUUAAGAAGCACUGUUUUCGCAUAUCCGCAUCUAUUCCUUGACUACAGACACAAAAGACCUUGCCGGGUUUUACUUUCAGUUACAUUCAAGACAAAAAGCACCAGACCUACUUUUUUGUUCUCCACCAAGAUCGCAACAACUUCUUGACACGCUCGCCCAACAUGGACAUACACAUCAGCUCUUCCAGCUAUAAAACACUCCAGACAAUGUCGGAGGUUAACCAACAAGCAUCCGAGCUAUUCACAUUACUUCUUUACUACCAGUACAAUGGCACCAGCAGCAGCCAACUAUUAUUCCGCUCCUCCUCAUGCACACCAGAAGCAACGUGGUUAUCGUAUCUGCGAUACUUGCGGUGCAGUUGAAAACCCACAAGCCCAGAAGUUCCGACUCUGCGGUGGUUGUAUGACCACCCAAUACUGUUCCCCUGAGUGCCAAAAGUCGCAUUGGCCUUCUCAUAAGACCAUCUGUCAGCACACCGCUGCUCAGAUGUCAGGAGCAAAACAGCAGGCCAUUGGACCCGCAUAUCCUGACGAAAAUUUGGCGAAAUAUCUUCGCAAGUUUACUUCGACACAUUCUUCACUUCUCGGAUGGGCCGGCUUCCAAGCCCUUCAAUUAAAGCGCCUGCCUGCCAAUAUCCGGCAAAGUGCGCUGCUUAUCGAGCUGAGCUACAAUGCUCACGCCGAAUCAUUAUACCGUUUCUCGGUAGCAAAUACGCAUAUAGUCUCACGGACAUAUGUGACCAGCCAUGAUCCCCUUGUUGCCGCUGAUAUCAGCCGGCGAGAGGAACGCUGUCGCCGCAGCGGGGGAAUCGGAACCCUUGUUAUACUCGUACAAUGUGGUGGCAUAAGCCAAGUUAUGCCCGUGGAAGUCGACCCACCCAGUAAAAUAUCGUGGGAUUCGCGAGACGAUUGGGCGGAAGUCCUCCGUCAUUUUGUUGAAUCUGGACGAACAGAUUUCAAACCUAUAUCCACGACUGCCAGGGGGUGAGCACUCAAAGUUUGAUGGAUCGGGUCGUGGAACUGACCGGAUCGUAUCUUAGGGUCGUUUAUGGCUAAUCUGACAUCAUCGCCUUUCUACUUAUGACUAUCUUUUGGCAACGUGGAUCGUUGCAUGACCAGCAUUUUUUUUUCGUUCCGCUGCAUCGUGUUCGGACAAUUUGUACUAUUUGCGUCGCAUCCAUUACAACUCAUCAUACCCCACGUUUUCAUGCUAUGUUGUAAUUGUACUGCAUGUCGAUUUAAUGGUUAUCAUUCAAUACAGUUGAAUAACAGCUA
This is a messenger RNA of Suillus clintonianus, 1326 nucleotides long. RefSeq lists its product as uncharacterized. Lineage: Eukaryota; Fungi; Basidiomycota; Agaricomycetes; Boletales; Suillaceae. The transcript has 4 exons. The record is from RefSeq and is a predicted model, not a curated record. Bases 320 to 1039 code for a protein of 239 amino acids.